Messenger RNA from Rhodofomes roseus, 1960 nucleotides. RefSeq lists its product as uncharacterized. NCBI's taxonomy places the organism in Eukaryota, Fungi, Basidiomycota, Agaricomycetes, Polyporales, Fomitopsidaceae. The coding region runs from base 249 to 1781 and encodes 510 amino acids. The record is from RefSeq and is a predicted model, not a curated record. The transcript is spliced from 3 exons.
GUGACCGAUUGCCGUCCGACUUGUACCGUACCCGCACUCCUCGCCCUCGCACUCUGUCCUCGCGGUCAGGACGGCUUCUACUACCUGGAUUUCAGCAACAACGCUACAACGCUAUAUACGCGAUCACUUGCUCAAAACAUCAACUGCGCCUCGCAUUGCAUUGCUACCAGCUAUGUCGACUUCAGACAUUGCCUCCGUUGAGUCCGCGGUAAGUCUCUGAGAAUUGCUUGGCCCAACGUAACAAUAUCAUGGCUCUCUACGAGUCGUCUCCGGUCUACCGAGUACUUUUCAACGAGGACCUAUUCGAGAAUGUAGUGCGGCUCCUGCUCGGCCUAGGGAAGGGACGCAACCACGGCUCUGUGGCCAGCCUAGCCUGCGCAUCGCGAGAAUUCAUGCACACAGCACUGCGAGUCCUAUGGGAGAGGAUGUGGUCGCUCGUCCCCCUCCUCAAAACGGUACCCGGGCUUGUAUGGAAGAGCUCCCCGAUAAAUAGUGGUGAUGGAGUGCAAUGGCACGUCGUAGUGCCCCAGGAUGAUCCGACGAUGCUUGCGCUCGAUACGGCGGCCUUCAGACGCUAUUCGGCAUAUAUCAAGUGCUUCGCCUGGUUGACGAACGACGAAAUUACUCCGGGGACCUUCAAGUUCUUCGGGCUGGCGCUGUCGUCUGUCAGGCCGUGGUUCCCAUCCAUACGUUCCCUCGUAUGGUUCGAAAGGCGCAUGGUAGUCACCCUCCCUCCCGUGUGGGUCUUUGGCGUACCGAGCUUGGAGGGCUUCUUCAUCACUGCGUCUCGCUACGAGAAAUGGACGUUGAUCAACAUACUGAAGGGACUGCCGGAGCGCUGCCCCGGCCUUCAACAUCUCAGUAUCCAGAACCCGGUGCACCCCGAGGAUACGCGCCUGGAGGAGAGUUCCGACUUCGCCGCAGCGUUCACCGGAUUUCUACACAAGUGUAUUGAGAUCUCGUCGGGCGCGCCGAACCUUCGUACCCUGCUUUCGUGCGUGCCCAUUCAGUGGGAGGACAUCAUGACGCUGGCGCAGAUGCCGAGGUUGGAGGAACUCGCGAUUCAUGUGUCCAAGGAGGAACCCAAGGAUUUCGAGGCGCUCCCCGUUUUCGCUUUCCAGGGCCUGCUCGUCCUGAAGCUCUGCCUCGAGACGUUGGGCGGUCACGGUGUGGUGGUUCGCUUGCUCGAUGGCAUCGGCUCCCUGAGACUCAAGGACAUCGACGUGUCGAUCGCGCACGUUGCCCCCCGCGAACGAAUGGUACACCAGUUGUUCGAGACCCUCUCUCGGAGCGCAUACAGGCAGGCCGUCGAGCGGCUUGUUUACAAGGCUGCGGCUCACCAAACGGACGACUCGUCGCAGGUCCUUUCAGUUUCAAUGUGCACACUUCAGCCGCUCCUACAGCUCUCGAACUUGGCGUCGCUAUCCGUCACGGUGCCCAAUUUGUAUCUGGAGAUGGACGACUUCUGCACCCUGUCCAAGGCCUGGCCGCACCUCACGGCAAUCGACCUCCAGCAGACCGCAGGCAUCACUUAUAUUUUCCCCGUUGAUUGGCUGGCCCCAUUCGCGCUUUACUCGCUGAAGUUGAAGACGAUAACAGGAAUCGACGUGAUGGAGGCGAUUCCUGGAGAAUCUCUGGCGGCUUUCACUGAUGCUCCGAAUCCCGCGACGCCAGUCGAGGCCGUCGCUUGUGGUGUUUACGAAGACAAACAGUCGGUUCGUGAUUACUUAGGUCACCUAUUCCCGAAAGCUGUACUUCAUAUCAAAAAUGCGUCUAGUUGACCGACUGUUCUGUUGCAGGCGUCGACUUUUUCUUCUUAGCUACUUGCCAUGUAGAUCACUCUCAACGUUAGAUGCCACAUACUGGAUCUGAACGUAACGUUUCCUCGUGAUCUUUCGCGACAAUGCGGUUACAUUACAACCAUGUUCAAUAGUAAUGCCACGGGUACCCAUAUCUAUGU